UUGUUAAAUAUUGCAAGAAUCUUAACAUUUUCUCAUCAAUUCUCUAACUUCAAAAGAAAAAGAAAAAAGAAUGGGAUCAACAGGUGAAACUCAAAUAACACCAACACAAGUAUCGGAUGAAGAAGCAAACCUAUUUGCUAUGCAACUAGCAAGUGCUUCAGUACUACCAAUGGUCCUUAAAUCCGCCAUUGAGCUUGACCUGCUUGAAAUCAUGGCGAAAGCCGGUCCGUCCGCACUUCUUUCGCCGUCUGAACUCGCUUCUCAGCUACCCACAACGAACCCCGAAGCACCCGUCAUGUUGGACCGCAUCUUGCGGCUUCUGGCUAGCUACAACGUUCUUACUUGUUCUUUAAGAACUCUUGGUGAUGGUAAAAUUGAGAGGCUUUAUGGAUUAGGACCAGUUUGCAAAUUCUUGAUUAAGAAUGAAGAUGGUGUCUCUAUUGCUGCUCUUUGUCUGAUGAAUCAGGAUAAAGUUCUCAUGGAAAGCUGGUACCAUUUGAAAGAUGCUAUUCUCGAUGGAGGCAUUCCAUUCAACAAAGCUUACGGAAUGACAGCAUUCGAUUAUCACGGAACAGAUCCAAGAUUCAAUAAGGUGUUCAAUAAAGGAAUGUCGGAUCACUCGACAAUUACAAUGAAGAAAAUUCUCGAAACUUACAAAGGUUUUGAAGGUUUGAGUUCAGUUGUUGAUGUUGGUGGCGGGACUGGAGCGGUACUUAGUAUGAUCGUAUCUAAAUAUCCUUCUAUAAAGGGUAUUAACUUUGAUUUGCCUCAUGUCAUUCAAGAUGCUCCUUCUUAUCCUGGAGUGGAACAUGUUGGUGGAGACAUGUUUGUUAGUGUACCUAAAGGAGAUGCCAUUUUCAUGAAGUGGAUAUGUCAUGACUGGAGCGACGAGCACUGCUUGAAGUUUUUGAAAAACUGUUACAAUGCGCUCCCGGAAAAUGGAAAGGUUAUAGUUGCAGAGUGCAUACUUCCGGUUGCACCGGACAAUAGUCUUGCGACGAAGGGAGUGGUUCAUAUAGACUGCAUAAUGUUGGCUCAUAACCCUGGCGGCAAAGAACGGACUCAGAAAGAAUUUGAAGCUUUAGCUAAGGGAGCUGGCUUUCAAGGUUUUCAAGUAAUGUGUUGUGCUUUCAAUUCCUAUAUCAUCGAAUUCCUCAAGAAUGCAUAGUAACUCGGUUGUAAUUGUCACUUGGUUUUUACUAUUGAAUAAAAAAACAUAAAUAUUUCUCA
This is a messenger RNA of Mercurialis annua (annual mercury), 1230 nucleotides long. Its product is annotated as caffeic acid 3-O-methyltransferase. The record is from RefSeq and is a predicted model, not a curated record. NCBI's taxonomy places the organism in Eukaryota, Viridiplantae, Streptophyta, Magnoliopsida, Malpighiales, Euphorbiaceae. The coding region runs from base 71 to 1168 and encodes 365 amino acids. The transcript is spliced from 4 exons. Gene Ontology annotation, molecular function: O-methyltransferase activity; protein dimerization activity; S-adenosylmethionine-dependent methyltransferase activity. Gene Ontology annotation, biological process: methylation.